Brachypodium distachyon (stiff brome) is the source of this 3033-nucleotide messenger RNA. Its product is annotated as receptor-like serine/threonine-protein kinase SD1-8. Gene Ontology annotation, molecular function: ATP binding; protein serine/threonine kinase activity. Gene Ontology annotation, biological process: recognition of pollen; protein phosphorylation. The coding region runs from base 275 to 2842 and encodes 855 amino acids. The transcript is spliced from 6 exons. Lineage: Eukaryota; Viridiplantae; Streptophyta; Magnoliopsida; Poales; Poaceae. The record is from RefSeq and is a predicted model, not a curated record.
AAAUUUGCUCUGCUCCCCAGCCCAUCACCAGUCAUAGUCCCUAGUAGUCCAAAGAACGCAGUACUCUCUUCCACGACCGCACCAUGGACGCCGAUUUGUUGUAGAAAAUAAUUAGUGCGGCGCACGCAGCACCGCGUCGCACUCGUUUCUUCCUAACUAAUCAUCUCCGCGGGUGAUCCAUCGGCGGUCACAAAGCCAUGUCCUGAGUCCUGAGCUCGGUUUGUUUUGUGUUUUUAGAUAAACGAGAGCUCGGUUUGUGGCGUCCGAUUCGAGCAUGGGAAGACGCGCGCUCUCGCUUCUGAUCCCCAUCCUCAUCAUCGUGGCAACCACCACCUUCUUCGUCUCUCCCUCCGUCGCCACCGACGCCAUCGACCAGACCGCGUCCAUCACCGGCAACCAGACGCUGGUCUCCGCGGGCGGGAUCUUCGAGCUGGGCUUCUUCAGCCCGCCCGGCGGCAGGACGUACCUCGGCAUUUGGUACGCGAGCAUCCCGGGCCAGACCGUCGUGUGGGUCGCCAACCGCCAGGACCCGCUCGUCAGCACCCCGGGCGUCCUCAGGCUCUCCCCCGACGGCCGCCUCCUCAUCCUCGACCGCCAGAACGCCACCGUGUGGUCUUCCCCGGCGCCCACGAGGAACCUGACCACGCUCGCCUCCGCCAAGCUCCGCGACGACGGCAACUUCCUCCUCAGCUCCGAUGGCAGCGGCUCCCCUGAGAGCGUGGCGUGGCAGAGCUUCGAUUACCCGACGGACACGCUGCUCCCGGGGAUGAAGCUCGGGGUGGACCUCAGGAGGCGCCUCGCCAGGAACCUCACGUCCUGGACCAGCCCCACCGACCCGUCCCCUGGCCCUUACACGUUCAAGAUCGUCCUGGGCGGCCUGCCGGAGUUCAUCCUCUUCAAGGGCCCGGCCAAGAUCUACGCCAGCGGGCCGUACAACGGGGCCGGGCUCACGGGCGUGCCAGACCUCAGGUCCCCGGACUUCCACUUCAAGGUGGUGUCGAGCCCCGACGAGACGUACUACAGCUACUCCAUCGCCGACCCGGACUCCACGCUGCUGUCGCGGUUCGUCAUGGACGGCGCCGCGGGGCAGGUGCAGCGGUUCGUGUGGACCAACGGCGCCUGGAGCAGCUUCUGGUACUACCCGACGGACCCUUGCGACAGCUACGGCAAGUGCGGGCCGUUCGGGUACUGCGACAUCGGGCAAUCCCCGCUGUGCAGCUGCCUGCCGGGGUUCCAACCGAGGUCGCCGCAGCAGUGGAGCCUCAGGGACAACGCCGGCGGCUGCGCCAGGACGACCAACCUGAGCUGCGGGCCUGGAGACGGGUUCUGGCCGGUGAACCGGAUGAAGCUUCCGGAGGCCACCAACGCGACGAUGUACGCCGGGCUGACGCUGGACCAGUGCAGGCAGGCGUGCCUGGCCAACUGCAGCUGCAGGGCGUACUCCGCCGCCAACGUGAGCGGGGGAGUCAGCCGCGGGUGCGUCGUCUGGACCGUCGAUCUGCUUGACAUGAGGCAGUAUCCGUCCGUCGUGCAGGACGUGUACAUCCGGCUCGCACAGUCUGAGGUCGAUGCCUUGAACGCCGCCGCAGCUAACAGCCGGCGGCAUCAUCCGAACAGGAGCUUGGUGAUCGCCAUCGUCGCCGCAGUUUCCGGCGUGCUUCUUCUGGGGUUGGUGGUUGCCUGCUGCUGUUUCUGGAGGAAGAAGGCAGGCAAGAAGCGUCAGUUCGAAAACACACCGAGCAGUCAGGGCGACGUGCUUCCAUUCAGGGCCAGGAAACAUCCCGCACUGAGCUCACCACAGGAUCAACGGCUGGAUGGGAACAGGAUGAGCACCGAAAACGAUCUUGACCUUCCGUUGUUCGAUCUAGAAGUGAUCAUGGCCGCAACAGAUAACUUCUCGGAGGACAGUAAGAUAGGACAAGGUGGAUUUGGCCCCGUUUAUAUGGCAAAGCUUGAGGAUGGACAAGAAGUAGCUGUGAAGAGGUUAUCUAGGAGAUCGGUACAAGGGGUUGGGGAAUUCACAAACGAGGUAAAGCUGAUAGCAAAGCUUCAGCAUAGAAACCUUGUGAGGCUGUUAGGCUGCUGCAUCGACGAUGACGAGAGGAUGCUCGUGUACGAGUUCAUGCACAACAACAGCUUAGACACAUUCAUAUUUGAUGAAGGGAAGCGCAAGUUACUAGAAUGGAAGAUCCGUUUUGAGAUUAUUAUGGGCAUUGCACGAGGUCUCCUAUAUCUCCACGAGGAUUCAAGGGUCAGGAUCAUCCAUAGGGAUCUAAAGGCAAGCAAUGUGCUACUAGACAGAAAUAUGAUCCCCAAAAUCUCAGACUUUGGUAUCGCAAGGAUGUUUGGAGGUGAUCAGACAACUGCAUACACAAUCAAGGUCAUCGGGACAUACGGCUACAUGUCUCCGGAAUAUGCAAUGGAUGGCGUGUUCUCUAUGAAAUCAGAUAUCUACAGCUUCGGUGUCCUGGUGCUAGAGAUCAUCACUGGCAAGAGGAAUCGAGGCUUUUACGAUCAUGAGCUAGAUCUAAACCUCCUUGGUUACGCAUGGAUGUGCUGGAAAGAAGGUCGGGGUGUGGAUUUGCUGGAUGAAUCAAUGGGCGGCAAACCUGACUACAGUGCGGUGCUCAGAUGCAUACAGGUUGCUCUCCUGUGUGUUGAAGUGCAUCCUAGGAAUAGGCCACUAAUGUCUUCAGUUGUCAUGAUGCUAAGCAGCGAGAAUGCAACAUUGCCAGAGCCAAAUGAGCCUGGGGUAAACAUAGGGAAGAACUCAUCAGACACGGAUUCAUCUCACACCCAUACUGGAACCAAUUUUACAGGAACUGCAAUAGAUGCUAGGUAGUUUGGGGUACAUAUUCUUGUCGCUUUCUUGCUCUAGUGAAUAGUUUGUACAGCAAAGGCAUUUUAUUUCACCACUUGUCACAAACUCUUGUGAAGUUCAUUUAUAACAGGCAUCAAGGAGAACUUGUAGGUAUUGUACACAUACAAAAGCUACUGCAUUGAAUAAACCUGUGCCGAUGUGUCAUGCUUGUU